Molecule: messenger RNA, 3118 nt
Organism: Xenopus laevis (African clawed frog)
Lineage: Eukaryota; Metazoa; Chordata; Amphibia; Anura; Pipidae
Product: mitogen-activated protein kinase kinase kinase 15-like
Exons: 2
Coding region: 575-928 (117 amino acids)
Source: RefSeq, a predicted model, not a curated record
UUUUAUAAAUCUGCCCAAAAUGUGGGCAGGACGGAGGUUUGAUGACACUUGUAGUGAGGAACAUAGGAGGCAAAGCUCAAUUCCAUGUGCUUAGGGGUCAGAUCCCAUAACUCAGAUAGACUUUGGCUGAGAAUGUCCUAAAAUUAUUUAUGCAGUAGCGCCAAGCUUUAUAUUUACCUCACUGACACAUCCCACAAACAGUCUGUUGUUGCUGCUGCUGGGAGCCCAGAACUAUGGGACUAUGGGACAUCUGAAGUGUAACAACUGACUCUACUUCUUGUGUCCCAGCUGCUGCUGCUCUUCCCGGACUAGAUCUCAGCCUCUCUAGCACAAGAGUUACUUCUCCAUUUCCCCUCACAGCUCCAGCAAAUUCCAUUAAACCCUUGUUCUUACACAGCAGUAAACUGGCUGCUUCAUGCAACUGUGGUGCCCAGUGUGGGUGAUGUUUGCCUCUUAAAGGCAUAGGCACGUAAUGCACUCACUCUCCUCAUAUCAACUUCCCAGUCACCAUUUUGCAUAGAGGGAUAUUGUUUGUAUGUAAAGAGGGACCCAUCUCAUAACGACACCAAUCAGCAUGGAGGCCACCAACCCCUAUGUGACCGUGCAAGCACCCAGUGAAAGGGAGCAGGUAGGAGCGGCUGAGCUCCCAGUCCCCACUUGCCCUAUUUCAGAGCCCUCUGCGGGGUUGAUAUGUGAAGGCACCCAGUGGUUGAGCAAGCAGAGGUCGCUGCGUGUGGUCUAUGUACUGAAUGACAGCCCAAAGUCAGCCAUGGGGGGCAGCCCGGAGUCUGGGGCGCUGCAUUGCCUGCGUCGAGCCUGUGAGGGAGAAGGGGCGCAUCUCAGUAUCGUCAACUUUGGGGAGCUGGACUUUGGGGAAACUGCUGUUCUGGACACCUUCUAUGAUGCAGGCCAAAUACUUUUUAUUUGAACAUUAAAUCAACAUCACAGGCACCAAAGACCUGUAUGGAUCUAAUGACUGAGACCUGUACACCACACAUGACAAGGACCAUUCAAUCUGUCCGGUGACCCAAUCCAUCCCAUAACUGGAUUAUCUGCAACUGGAACUGUUACCCACUGGCAAUAAAGCAGAAGUGGCCUCAUUGUAGGCUGGAAGUGGUGUUAUCCGAGAGUGAGAGAAGUGAGAAAGAGUCAUUGAAGCUUGUGCCUGUAAAUCCUAAAAUGUUAAAUCUUUGCAUUUGUGUAGGCAGCCAUCCUUCUGCCAGACUUGGCCAUGAUAUUUUUCUUUGUACUAUUCACAAUUCAUGAAUUUGCCUUGCAGAUGUGUUUGAUAACUCACACAGCAAUGGUUAAUGUUACCUUUGUGCAAUAUUCACGAUAUUAAAGCAGUUGUGAGCUUUUAUAGUAACCAUGUGAUUCAUCCACUAGAUGGUGCAAGGUUAUCAGUUGGGUUGCUAAAAGAAUUAAAGUGGGCAAAAUGGUUCUUGGAUCCACUCCCCAGUUUAUUAUACAUAAUUAAGACAUUUCACAAGUUUAUUUGGGAUUAAUAUCAUCAAUGUCCAGCACCAGUGAGGUUGUCAUUCAGCAGUAAGACUGUCCCAUGGAAUAGAUUUGCUUCUCUCUUCAGAAAGGCAGUAUGUAGCUUUAUACAAAGGGCAGGACACAUUAAGGGUCAUUUAUACAGUAGAUCUAUGGGGAGUUGUGCUAGAAAUCUAGGAGGGGGUACAAGAGUGCGUCAUUAAGGGUUGGACUCCACGAGUGAUCUUGUCGCGAUCAGACACUCUACGACAAAUCGCAUGCGACAAAAAUAAGGUAAUAGAAUUGUCGCAUAGUGUCACAGCGUUGAUCCCUCACUUAUGUCGCGUCGGAUCAACGCUGCGACAAUUCUAUUACUUACCUUAUUUUUGUCGCAUAUGACAAGCUGCCUGCGUUUUGUUGCAGCGCGCCGGAUCGAGACAAAAUCGCUCGUGAAGUCCUACCCUUAGAGAUACAUUUAUCAAAGGUCAAAUGUUGAAUUCAGGUGAGUUUUUUUAAACUUCCAAAGAUUGGACUAGUCGAAAUGUAUUAAUGACAUCUAAUUAAUAAAACUUGAACAAAUUUAACAAAUUGAAUUAGAUCAGACUCAAUUUGAGAUUUUUCUAUGAAAGGAAGGCUGCAGACAUCUCCAAAUUAAUCCCUGGACCUCUCCUAUUGACUUAAACAGCAAUUCAGCAGGGCUUUUAGGUGGCAAAUAGUCUUAAAGGGCCAGAGUAUGAUAAAUAUUCGAAAAUCAAAUUAAAAUUUAAACAAAAAAUGAAUCGAAUUUGCAUAACUCUCCAGUUAAAUCUGACAGUUUUGACCAUAAAAAAAAUGUGACCGUUGAUAAAUCUGACCCUUAGUGUUAAUCAAACAAGCACUUGCGCCCUAGGGAAGGCUGAACUGUGUUUGUUGUGCAACUGAAGAUUGGGCACAAAGAGUGUGUUGUCACAUAAAGGCACACACACAAUUUAGUGGACCGGGGGAUGAUAACAUCUUCGAUAGAGCACUGCCUAACACAGACAGAGAGGAGUCCGGACUGGAGGAAACCAGCACUUUUUUUUGAUGCGCGACAAUUCACAAUUUCACCCACUGGAGUCUAUAGACGAAAAAUUUCCCUCAUCACUAGUGGGAAUUUCUCCACAGCAAUUUUGCUUCACAUGAGCUGGGGAGAUUGGGGACCUACUGUAGAAAGACCAGAUAUAGUUGUAGCCGAUACCCACAAAGUAUUCUGUUCUGGAGAACAAACACACACAGAGGAUGUAGAAAGGCACCAGGCAACACUAUGUCGUGUACGUAUUUAGAAGUUUAUUAUAUAAAGGACUGCGUUUUCCUUAGAGGAUUACAAAACAGUUGACGUGAAAUGUACAAGCCGCGAUCACCGUUUCGGUUUAUCAGAUCACACAGAGUACACGUUGGGAUUCAUUGGAGAUUGUUCAUAGGUAGGAGAGUUGGGCUAUUCAUCUUUAUUCUUGUAGCACUGGAACGUUUCAUCUCUGUAAAAGCAUCAGUUAUCCACUUUCCAAAUGACCACAAACUCCUGGAAUAUGAUUAUAAACGUACAGACAUGCCAAGCUAAAGAGUCUAAUAGAAAGAAUGAUUGUACAUAAGUGUAGAAAAAUAUUCUCUAUAUUUUUUUUUUUUU